AAUUAUUGAUAUUGUUUAUCCUAGAUAUGGAAGACGAAAGAGAACAGAGCUGCGAAGAGGAACAGUCCCGGAAGAGCGGGGGCUACGAGGUCGCCGCGGGGUCGGGAUCGGCAGCCACGGCCACUGCAGCUAAUCUUGAUAGUACGGAUAAUACUAGGGUGGAUGCCGACAACCAGCCCUCGUGCAGUGCAAACUGCCGUCCGAGAUCGGUACGCUUCGUGGUGAAAAAGUGGAACGCGGUGGCCCUGUGGUCCUGGGACAUAGUGGUGGACAACUGUGCCAUCUGCCGCAACCCGAUCAUGGACCUGUGCAUCGAAUGCCAGGCCAACCCGAACCUCAGCUCCUUUGAGGAAUGCACCGUGGCCUGGGGCGUGUGCAAUCACGCCUUUCACUUUCACUGCAUUUCGCGCUGGCUCAAGACGCGCCACGUCUGUCCGCUCGAUAAUCGCGAGUGGGAGUUCCUGAAAUAUGGACGCUAGCCACUGGACAGAGCCCAGACAUUCAAUAACGACGAAGAGUGUGUGAGAGAGAGGGGAGGGGAACAAGAGAAUUGUGAUUGAUUUGAAUAAAGCAAAAC
Messenger RNA from Drosophila persimilis, 577 nucleotides. RefSeq names its product RING-box protein 1. Gene Ontology annotation, biological process: protein ubiquitination; ubiquitin-dependent protein catabolic process. Gene Ontology annotation, molecular function: zinc ion binding; ubiquitin protein ligase activity; cullin family protein binding. The transcript has a single exon. The record is from RefSeq and is a predicted model, not a curated record. Bases 27 to 479 code for a protein of 150 amino acids. Lineage: Eukaryota; Metazoa; Arthropoda; Insecta; Diptera; Drosophilidae. Gene Ontology annotation, cellular component: nucleus; cullin-RING ubiquitin ligase complex.